Molecule: messenger RNA, 645 nt
Organism: Scleropages formosus (Asian bonytongue)
Lineage: Eukaryota; Metazoa; Chordata; Actinopteri; Osteoglossiformes; Osteoglossidae
Gene: hes3
Product: hairy-related 3
Exons: 4
Coding region: 1-645 (214 amino acids)
Biological process (GO): regulation of DNA-templated transcription
Molecular function (GO): protein dimerization activity; DNA binding
Source: RefSeq, a predicted model, not a curated record
AUGGUGGCAGCAUCCGAGUGUUCAGCCAAGGCUCAACUCAACAACGCCAGAAGGGUUUCAAAACCCAUGAUGGAAAAGAAGAGAAGAGCCCGUAUUAACGAAUGUCUAGAUGAGCUGAAAACCCUUAUGGAAAACUACUACACUAAUUAUAUUCGCAAACGGAAGCUGGAAAAGGCGGACAUUCUGGAAAUGACAGUGAGACAUCUAAGAAAUCUCCAGAAAGCUCAGCAAGGCCACUUUCUGGAUGCCAGCUGUGUUGAAUACCACGCAGGGUUCCAGAGUUGCUUGAACGGGGUGAAUCAGUUCUUCCUGGCCGCAGACCACCCGCACUUCCUCCGUCUCAAUGUCCUCAAACAUCUGUCUGGGCAGCUGUGCGGAUCGGCUGCGGGUUCCAGCACCGCGGACAGCGACGCUUCAGGACGGGUCGCGAUGUCCCAGAGCGUCAGGCUCAGCAGGGAAGAGGCCGAGAAGAAGUGCCGCCUUCCACCCCCACGGCGCAUCACGGACGGCGACCAGCAGCAGCCGAAUGAGAUGAGCGCUGGGAACGAAAACGAGACGCGAGCGCUGCCACGCGUGGCGAAGGAGCGCAAACAGUGCGCGUGUGUCUCAUCGCACAGCUACUGGCGUCCUUGGCAGAAAAUGUAG